AUGUCAUUUUCGUCGUUACCGAUCAUUGAUCUUAAAGACGAUGAAUCAACAAUCGUAAAGUUGAUGUUGAAUGCUUGUUCGACCACCGGAUUUUUCUAUCUCCGUAAUCAUGGCCUAUUGGAUGCACAACAACGCAUGUUUACAUUAGCCAAAGAAUUUUUUCGUCUUCCAUUAAAUGUUAAAGAGGAACAUUUAAUUACGAAGGAUAAUCAUGGUUACGUUCGACGUGGACAAGAAAAUCUUACAACUAGUACGGCAAAAUUAAUCGACGAGAAAGAAGCUUUCAAUAUAGCGAAAUAUUUUCAGUCAGAUCAACUACCUACCAUAUUUGCUCAACCGGAUAAUUACCAAUUCAUUCUCCAGUUUCAACAAGAUUGUUAUGCUUUGUGUAUGGCAUUAUUAACUUAUCUUGCUCAAAGUUUUCAAGUCGACUCCGAUUAUUUCACUUCGAGACAUAAAUGGGAGGAGAAGUCAGCAGAUACGCUUCGACUUCUUCAUUAUCCGGCUGUACAAAACUAUUCCGAUGCAUCAAUUCGUGCUGGUGAACAUUCCGAUUAUGGUUCGAUCACGCUUCUUUUUCAGCAUUUAAAUCAAUCAGGUCUUGAAGUACUUGAUCGUUCAACGAAUACUUGGUAUCCCGUUGAACCGUACAAUGAUAUGUUGGUAGUUAACUUUGGUGAUGCUUUUGAAUAUUGGUCGAAAGGUUUCAUUAAAAGUACAGUUCAUCGUGUCGCAAUGCCAAUCUUGGAUACGGCAAAAGAGAAUGAACGAUUUUCGAUUGCUUAUUUUUGUCAUCCAAAUGAUUCUACAUUAUUGACACCAGUUCCGUCGAAAUUAAUUCUCAAUCGAACGUUCGAGAAAGAUGCACAUGCAAAACUAGCACUUGAUCAUGAGAAUGAAGAAACAUUAACGGCUGGGGAACAUUUCCAGAGGAGAAUUAACAAAACAUAUACUUAUUAA
Adineta ricciae is the source of this 960-nucleotide messenger RNA. NCBI's taxonomy places the organism in Eukaryota, Metazoa, Rotifera, Eurotatoria, Adinetida, Adinetidae. The record is from the annotation of a GenBank genome assembly.